GUUUAUAUUGACAUUAGUGUGUGUAUGCAGAAGAACUAGUUUUUUUUAAAUUUUACUUAUUUCAAGAAAUAAAACGAUAGUUUUCUCUUUAAAAUAUUCAAGAUUUUUUGGAAAUUUAAAAAGAGAUGUCUAAACAACCGAGUAAGGAACCUUCUAAUAUGGUCCAUCAGAACGCGAUUUUAGUAGAAACGAUCAGAAAGGAAAAUCGAACGCAAAAGCUCUUCACAAAUUUUUCUAUCAAUCCUUUUACGCAAUCUUAUGCUUUAACGGGAAAGGUAAAUUCUAUACAUGACGCUCUCAUGGAAGCUGGAGAGGAAGAUGAAACUAUGAAAAGAGCUAUAGCGCAAUCAAGAGCUCCGCCAACAAGAAAAUAUAUACGGCCGCAAACUGAAUCUCAAGAAAUAGGCUGGAUUAGUCAACCGCUGUUAACGGAUCAGGAUCACAAUGAUCGUCGUCUCUUUCAUAAUCGGCAGAAGACAGAAAUUGUAAAAAUAAAAGAAAAAGAAUGGGAAUUAAACCCCGCCGGCAGUAGUCGAAAAUAG
Molecule: messenger RNA, 542 nt
Organism: Dimorphilus gyrociliatus
Lineage: Eukaryota; Metazoa; Annelida; Polychaeta; Dinophilidae
Source: the annotation of a GenBank genome assembly